Molecule: messenger RNA, 1332 nt
Organism: Sclerotinia borealis F-4128
Lineage: Eukaryota; Fungi; Ascomycota; Leotiomycetes; Helotiales; Sclerotiniaceae
Source: the annotation of a GenBank genome assembly
AUGGAAAACCUCUCUUCCCGAUGUCUCCAAAACAUCUCAUCAGAAGAAAUCCGAGAUUUCAUGGGUACAGUAUUUGGAAAUCCCUGGUCAGAAGAGAAUCCCGAGGGGAUUUUUCCCAUGGGGAUUGCGGAGAAUAGAAUCAUGCAUGAUGAAAUCGCCGAGUAUAUCAAUUCAAAUUUCCGGGUGACUCCAAAAAUGCUCACCUAUGGAGAUGGCCCAACUGGUUCCUUCGAAUUACGUGCUGCUCUCGCCGAAUUCUGGAACUCAAAUUUCUCACCCAAAGAACAAGUUUCAAGAGAACAUGUUACGGUUAUGGGAGGAGGUUCCUCAAUUCUUGAUGCAUUGAGUUAUUGUAUAGCAGAAGAAGAUGAAGGGAUCUUAGUUGCUCAGCCCUUUUACGUUGGGUUUGUGGGAGAUUUUGAGGAUCGCGCAAGAGUCAAAGUAAUUCCGGUAUCAAUCGGCUCACUCGAGGACGUCACUACAAUGAUCGGAGUCCAUAAACACGAAGAAGCACUUCUGGACGCUGCACGAACAGGUAUCAAGAUUAGAGGACUGAUGCUCUGUAAUCCACAUAAUCCCCUCGGAAGAUGUUAUUCACCGGAAGUCUUGGAAGCAUAUCUAUCUCUCUGUUCAAAAUACAAUAUCCAUCUCAUCAGCGAUGAGGUAUAUGCCAAAGCUGUUUUUCCCAAUCAGGAUAUUCCGAAUCCAAUGCAUUUUACCUCAAUACUUUCAUUGAACAUCGCAAGAUUUUGUGAUCCAGGGUUGGUAAGUGUGGUUUACGGUAUGAGUAAGGAUUUCUGCUCAAAUGGCCUACGAAUCGGAUGUAUAAUCUCACAACAUAAUUCCACUCUUCAUCGAACCCUAGGAGCAAUAUCAAAAUUCGCAUGGGCAUCCUCGUUGUCUGAUCAUGUAUGGACGUUAAUGUUGACUGAUCAAACAUUCCUUGAUCAUUAUUUCUCAACUCUGGGUCAAAGAAUGACUAUUGCAUGUGAGAUUUGUACGCAGAGAUUGAAGGAAUUGGAGAUUCCUUAUAUUCCUGCCUCCUGUGGUCCUUUCAUUUGGAUAGAUCUUAGAGCUUAUCUUACAUCUCCAACUAUUGAGGCAGAACGUAUACUGUCAUGGAAAAUGUUGAGAUGUGGGAUUUGGUUGGCUACAGGUGAGGCGUUUGCAUCAGAAGAACCGGGUUGGUAUAGGAUUACUUUUGCUAUGGGGGAGAAAGAUUUGAGAUUUGGGAUGGAUAGAUUAUGGAGAGUUUUGAGUGCAGCCAAGGAAGCUAAUGGAGGGAAUGGUAGGGAAUGUAUAGGACAUGAGAUAGACCCACUGAAAAGAUGA